Molecule: messenger RNA, 1794 nt
Organism: Raphanus sativus (radish)
Lineage: Eukaryota; Viridiplantae; Streptophyta; Magnoliopsida; Brassicales; Brassicaceae
Exons: 1
Coding region: 1-1794 (597 amino acids)
Source: RefSeq, a predicted model, not a curated record
AUGUCCUCAAGAAGAUUUUCUAGAGAGGAGAAAGGGAAAGGAAGCUCAGCUGAGUUGGCUCAACCUCCCCGUACUGGAAGAAUCAAAAUCCAGGCUCCAGAUACCUCAGCCCUCAUCAACAAGCACUCUCUCACGCUUAUCGGAAGGGUCACUAACAAAUCAGUACAAAAGGUCUGGUCGCUCAUCCCAUUCUUCACUGAUAUGUGGAAAGCGCAUGGUCGACCAGUAGGUGCGGACCUUGGUAAUGGACUCUUUCAAUUCCAAUUCGACAAGGAGGAGGACCUUCUAGCUGUCCUCGAAAAACGCCCUUUCCACUUUGCGAAAUGGCUGGUUAUUGCGCAACGAUGGGAGCCCACAGCUUCUCCCUCCUUCCCAUCCCUUAUCCCGUUUUGGAUAAAGAUUCAGGGUAUACCAGUUCAUCUUUGGACUGAGGAAGCAGUGGAAUUACUUGGUUCAGACAUUGGGAUCUUCGAAAAAGCUGAGAUAACUCCUUUCUUGGUAAGAAUGCGGGUCCAAGUCAAUGGUCUACUCCCCCUACUCAAGAGCUCUAUCAUUGAAUACUCCAAUGGGGAUGAAGUGACAGUCACGUUUGUCUAUGAGCGUCUUGACAAACACUGUCUAAAAUGCUGUCGACUAGACCAUGAGAUCAAAGACUGUCUUGUGGCAAAGCAUGAGCUGAAAGCUGCAAAACAAAGUGAAGAAACAUCAAAAGCAUCGAUCCAACGUAAGGAACCAGUUCGUGAACACUACCCCGAUAACUCUGACGUCUUCCGCUUCUCGGCCUCGAGGACAAAGGAAGACCAACCCCAAAGAUACGUUGGAAGGGCUCCCUUUGACAGGCGUCAUGAUGCACGUCGUUACCUCACUGACAACAGAAGGGCGAGAACCCCACAGGACCAUUCCUACAGAAGCCAUAUUAGCCACAAAACUAUGGAGUGGCGGGAAAGAAGUCACGAGGAUAACUCUCAUCAACGACUAAAUCGGAGCUCUCGCCCCCGAUCUCCUCCGGAACGACGCUCCCCCUCCCCUCGUAGACACCUAACUCGUAUUGAAGAAGAAGAACGCAAUGCAACUCCCCCCUCUUCAAGAAACAGGGGAGAGUCUCUUAGGAGGGAGGAAUCAAGCUCUUCAAAGGAUAUGAUGCUAGGUGGAACUAGGGGGAAUCCCCAGCAAGCAAAUUUUGCAUCACCACAUCAGGAGGCUCUCUCUGCAGCCAGGGAAGUUGUUCGAGAAACAAUGAUUCAAUACACUCAGGUCGCAGACCCUACGGAAAGUGCUGCAAGGAGAGAGCGACUGCGACAAGCAAAAGACAGAGGAACCCUUGAGGAAAAUGCUCUCAAAUUGGUUAAGACCUCUCUUAAGAGGAAACAGACUGCUAUCCAAGCCUCAACUACGAGUACCAGAACUCCAGCUACUCUGCGGUUAGGCCCUGCGGUCCAAGAGCAAACAGAGCAACCCGCCAAGGACACACAAACUGAGGAGAUCGCGCCAAAAAGAAAACCAGGACGCCCUCCCGGGAAAAGAGUGGUACUGCAAAGUCCAAGACAACUACUCAAAGGAACCUGCUCUAGGAGAAGGAAAGUUCCACAGUCCAAACAGACAACCACAAGACGCAGACUCAACUCCGACGUCCCUGCAGGCAGUAGAGCACCUCCGAGGACAACAGGCUCUCGGGAAUCCGGGACAAGAUCCAAUGCCACCAAUAACUCGGAGAAUCAGCCAAUAUGCAACAUGAUACCUAGGAAGACAAGGAAGCGGAUGGAUUUUCAGAAUCCGUCUUCUCCCGGUCCUUAA